ACAGGUUUGCCCGAGCCCAGCUUUUAGUACUUCCCAAAACGCUGCCUUGGUGACGUGUGAAGAGGGAACAAACGGGCCGCUUGCUGGGGAGUAGAGGAUCCCUUAUACGCGGGGGAUGAUAAAGAGUACUCGACGCGGUCUCGGCAUCAAUCAGCGUCCUUCUUUCCUGCUUGUCGUCCUUCGUUGCAUAACUUGGUCUCUAGGCAGCGCGCACGGGCCCAUCCCUGCCUCCUCCUUCACCCCUUCCUUGGGCUGUCCUGGGAGUCUCGCACGUUCCGACCCCCUCCGUGGCGCCCUCGGAGGCGCUUUACCUUCUCCGUGUCGGCCGUUUUUUGGUUGGAGUAAAGCAAGCGCAGCC
Messenger RNA from Nannochloropsis gaditana CCMP526, 358 nucleotides. RefSeq lists its product as uncharacterized. The transcript is spliced from 2 exons. The record is from RefSeq and is a predicted model, not a curated record. The annotation marks the transcript as partial.